ACGUCAAAUCUAUGCGUCAGGAAAAACAGAAAAUAAAAAUACACCGUAAGUUUAAGGUUAAUCGACAUUGGUUUCGGCUCUUCUUUUCUGUGAGACAGACAGCUGUCAAUGUCCGUUCCCCAUGUCAUUCUCCCAGAUCACCCAGUCUUUGUAUCUGGGUGGUGUGGACACAGUCGUCAAGCCCAUCGGUCUCUACAGUAGGAACAUAACACUGAUUGUCAACGCCACUGCAGAGCACCCCUGUCCUCAGUAUGAGGGGGUGGAGUGUUUCCAGGUACCCGUACUGGACCAGCCUCACGCCCCCCUGGCCUGCUACUUCGAUGCUGUUGCAGAACGUAUCCAUAACAACCACUCAGGGAGUACGCUGGUCCACUGCACUGCAGGCCGGAGCCGUUCUCCUACCCUGAUCAUGGCUUACCUGAUGCGGUAUGAGGGGGUAUCACUGCGCCAGGCCCAUGAGUGGGUCCUGAAGUACAGACCUCAUAUCCGACCCAAUGCUGGUUUCUGGAGGCAGCUGAUGGAGUAUGAGAGGAGGCUCUAUGGGAAGAAUACUGUGAGGAUGGCUGCUACCUCCUGUGGUGUGCUGCCUGAGGCUCUGGAUGGACAGGAGGCUAUUUACUGUGUGAAUGGGUGAUGGUAUGUGUCCCAAAUGGCACCCUAUUCCUGAUGUAGUGCAUUACUUUUGACGAGCCUAAACUGAAGAGUGCUAUUUGGGAUUUGUCAUAGAUGUAUAUGAGAAAAUAAAACCAAUAGCUAUAAAAAAAAAUAUUUAAAAAUCUGAUGU
Molecule: messenger RNA, 784 nt
Organism: Oncorhynchus nerka (sockeye salmon)
Lineage: Eukaryota; Metazoa; Chordata; Actinopteri; Salmoniformes; Salmonidae
Product: dual specificity protein phosphatase 14
Exons: 2
Coding region: 122-634 (170 amino acids)
Biological process (GO): protein dephosphorylation
Cellular component (GO): cytoplasm
Molecular function (GO): MAP kinase tyrosine/serine/threonine phosphatase activity
Source: RefSeq, a predicted model, not a curated record